AUGGCGGAGGGUCCGAGGAAGAGGAGCUGCAGCAGAGGCGGACACUCCGAAAACGGGGAGUCCGAGAAAGGAGGUGCAAGCCCCGGGGUGGCUCUGAAGAAAGAGAUCGGCCUGGUCAGCGCUUGUGGCAUUAUUGUGGGCAACAUCAUCGGAUCGGGGAUCUUUGUGAGUCCUAAGGGAGUCCUGGAGAAUGCUAGCUCGGUGGGUCUGGCCCUCAUUGUUUGGGUGGCCACAGGAGUCAUCACCGCCAUCGGCGCUCUGUGUUAUGCAGAGCUGGGCGUGACCAUCCCAAAGUCUGGGGGAGAUUACUCCUAUGUUAAGGACAUCUUUGGAGGGCUUGCUGGGUUCCUGCGUCUGUGGAUCGCGGUGUUGGUGAUUUACCCCACCAACCAGGCUGUGAUCGCCCUCACCUUCUCUAACUACAUCCUGCAGCCCCUCUUCCCCUCCUGCCUCCCGCCAGAGAGCGCCCUGCGCCUGCUGGCCGCCGUCUGCCUGCUGUUGUUGACAUGGGUGAACUGCUACAGCGUGCGCUGGGCCACCCGGGUCCAGGACAUUUUCACCGCCGGCAAGCUUCUGGCCUUGGGCCUCAUCAUAGUCAUGGGCCUGGUGCAGAUCUGCAAAGGUCACUAUUAUUGGCUGGAGCCAGAGCACGCCUUCGAGACCUUUCGUGACUAUGAUGUCGGCCUGAUCGCUUUGUCAUUCUUGCAAGGCUCCUUUGCUUAUGGAGGCUGGAACUUCCUCAACUAUGUGACGGAGGAGCUGGUCGACCCGUACAGAAAUCUGCCCCUCGCAAUCUUUAUCUCCAUACCUCUGGUCACGUUCGUCUACGUCUUCGCCAACGUGGCCUAUGUCACCGCCAUGAGCCCCCAGGAGCUGCUGGCCUCCAAUGCUGUGGCGGUGACAUUUGGAGAGAAGUUGCUAGGAGUAAUGUCAUGGAUCAUGCCCAUCUCUGUGGCCCUCUCCACCUUCGGGGGGGUCAAUGGCUCCCUCUUCACCUCCUCGCGACUGUUCUUUGCUGGAGCAAGAGAAGGCCAUCUUCCACGUCUUCUGGCGAUGAUCCAUACCAGUCGCUGCACCCCAAUACCAGCCCUGCUGUUCACUUGUAUCUCCACAUUGCUGAUGCUGUGCACCAGUGACAUCUACACCCUCAUCAACUAUGUGGGCUUCAUCAACUACCUCUUCUAUGGUGUCACUGUCGCGGGUCAAAUCGUCCUGCGCAUUAAGCAGCCUGAUCUGUAUCGACCUAUUAAGGUGAGCCUGGUCUGGCCCGUCAUCUACCUGCUGUUCUGGGCCUUCCUGCUCAUCUUCUCCCUCUACUCAGAGCCUGUGGUCUGCGGCGUCGGUCUCGCCAUCAUGAUGACCGGCGUCCCCGUCUACUUCCUGGGCAUCUCUUGGGAAAAGAAACCAAAGUGCUUUGACAUUGCCAUCGGUAAGAUUACGCAUCUGUGCCAGAAGUUCUGUGUCGUCGUUUACCCGGUCAUGGAGGAGAGUCUGGAGUCUCACAGACCUGAAAGCAAAGGGGAGGAGGAAAACACUCCAGAAACAUCUGACUGAACAUUUUCACAAAGAG
Molecule: messenger RNA, 1570 nt
Organism: Lampris incognitus (smalleye Pacific opah)
Lineage: Eukaryota; Metazoa; Chordata; Actinopteri; Lampriformes; Lampridae
Gene: slc7a8b
Product: solute carrier family 7 member 8b
Exons: 11
Coding region: 1-1554 (517 amino acids)
Biological process (GO): amino acid transmembrane transport; neutral amino acid transport
Cellular component (GO): membrane
Molecular function (GO): L-amino acid transmembrane transporter activity; neutral L-amino acid transmembrane transporter activity
Source: RefSeq, a predicted model, not a curated record